Messenger RNA from Penicillium mononematosum, 747 nucleotides. RefSeq lists its product as uncharacterized. Lineage: Eukaryota; Fungi; Ascomycota; Eurotiomycetes; Eurotiales; Aspergillaceae. The transcript has a single exon. The coding region runs from base 1 to 747 and encodes 248 amino acids. The record is from RefSeq and is a predicted model, not a curated record.
AUGAGCAACCAGACCCUUCUACAGUAUCUCUCUAUUGCUCUCCCUGCAGUGCCCGUUCAACGUACUGCCCCAUCGCGGAAGACAACAAACCCUAGAUAUGACGUCUCUUGGCCCAAUUUCAAUUAUACAACUAUCGUUCAACGAUACGGAGGCAUUCUAAACUCAAAGCAAAUCGUAUCCGAUCCCUUCCCAUCCCCUCCUGCUGCUAUCAGAGAUAAACCUCAUUUUCUGUGGCGAUUCGGCGACCUGCUUCAACCCCGUGUUAGGCGUGCACUUCGAGCCGGAUUUGAGGAGCUCGCACCGCAGCUUCAACAACUAAAUCUUGUGCCCGUCUCUUUCGACACCGGGAGUUCGGCAGCAUACAUCAAGCAGUUUCGACCAGACACUGCGUUCUUCAGUCUCGGUGACACCUUUGCCAACACCAAGAACCGAGCCCCAGGAGUCUUAAAUGUCUCAUCGAGAUGGCAUUCCGAUUACCAGUAUUCGGAGGAUCCUACCCUCCAAGACGAAUAUAAGCAAGUCUUGUCGGAAGUGAACUGCCAUAUGAGCUAUCACAAUGCACGCCAUGGCUUUAUCCUUACCAACGCCGAGUUGGUUGUCGUCAGACGUCUUGACGAAAAUGGCCGGCUAGCUGUCUCUAGAUCGAUUCCCUGGGGAGCUGGGGGACCUGGUGAGCUCACUGUACUGAUGGGUCUAUGGUACCUUGGCAUGCUUGCAAGCGAAGAAGACAACUGGGCUCUAGUCUAG